AUUAGGUCCCUCCUUCUCCUCCCUCCUUGCAGAACACUCGAAUGACUCGACGGGGGUUUUCGCCAUUUUCUAGUUUAUACGACAAGCGGCUUUCGUCGGUGCUCCGUUUAAAAGCAGCGACGCCCGAGUGCUCCGGCGUUUUUAGCUAAAACGUGGUAUUGUAAGAGCGCAGGGUCACCUCCUCUUGGGCUGAGUCUAGACUCGAGUCGCUUUGUCUUCAUGUAGGCUGAUACUUGAAAGUCAUCCAGAUAGUCUGGUAGACUAGUGCGACGUGUAGUUGGAUGCGUUAUGCGCAUUCAUUUCGCAACUUCGUUCAGAUCUAAAUCAUCGUUGUAAGCUUCCGCGCCCUGAUAGAGUGGUUUUAGCACCCACAUAUCAAGACGAACACUGAUGGAAGGUUUUGCUGGAGGCCGUUCUUGUUUAUGAAGGCUGUAAAUCAUGCAACCGAAGUGUCGUUGGGCGACUUGCACGUGGGCGUGGAAUGGACGUUCCUGUGAUUCCAGCUGUGUUACCCUGCGGCCGAGACAUGCAAGUGGUGCAUUGUCGAUCGAGUGAAAACGUUCUGAUCGUCGUCUGUGCAAGUUGUGCACCGGACAGUUAGCUGAAAGUGGGCCCAUCUACGACAAUAGGAAACGGCGAAGAAAAGAAGAAGAAAGCCGAGUCACUGCACAACACCGAAGCCUGGCGUUCACCUCCCACUGAAAUCCUCUGUACCCUCUGCUAUCGCCUGUGCGGAGUAGUCACAAGUAGGACUGACUCUGCUGAAGCUCCUUUCUCUUCCAUUAUCCCCUCCUCGCUCUCUAAAAUCCAACUGUCGUCUUCGUACCGGCAAGCACUUCACUCAAGCUCUGGCCAGCAUGGUUCGCGUGGCUGUGAUCGGUGCCGGGGCAAGUGGCCUCACUGCUCUCAAAGCGUGCCUCGAAGAAGGCCUCGACGCCGUGUGCUACGAGAAGACAGAGGACCUUGGAGGCCUGUGGACGUACCGCGAACACAACGUGGAUGGCGUCGCCUCGGUCAUGUUCUCCACUACCACUAACUCUAGCAAGGAGCUGUCGGCGUUCAGCGACUUUCCGCCACCGUCGCAGUACCCGAACUACAUGCAUCACCGUCUCGUCUGUCAGUACCUGAAUGACUACGCCGACACCUACGGCCUGCGCAGUUACGUACGCUGCUUGCACUCCGUAACUAAGGUAAAUCCUACUUCCGAUCACGAUGAGACGGGACGGUGGGAGCUGCUGGUGCAUGACAUCGAGGAAGACACGACCCUUGUGGAAACCUUCGACGCCGUCAUGGUUUGCACUGGUUAUGACCACACUCCCGUCAACACAGAGUUUCCCGGCCUCAGUGACAGGUUCCGAGGUCGCGUGAUGCACGUAAGAGAAUACAAGCGGCCCAUCGGAUUCGUCGGUGCGAAGGUCUUGGUCGUUGGACUUGGAAACUCCGGCUGUGAUGUGGCUGUUGAGUUAAGCGCCAUCGCCGACUCUGUGUACGUGAGCACGAGGCGUGGCUGCUGGACCAUCCCUCGCGUCGCAUCGCGAGGUGAGCCCUUCGACACAGUCAACGUGCGGCGCUCCUGGAACUGGCUCUUCCACCGGCUUCCGUACUCGAUUGUGUGCAGUGUGUGCGAACGCGAAGCCAACCAGCGCUUCGAUCACGCCCGCUACAACCUAGCCGCCCAACACCGCAUCCACGGCCAGCACGCCACCAUUAGCGACGCGCUUCCUUCCAAGAUCCUCAACGGAACGAUUGUAGUCAAGGGUGACGUGCGGUGUUUCACCGAAGACGGCGUCGUCUUCGAGGAUGACCACAAGGUCGCCACAGUUGUCGACGUGGUCAUCCUUGCCACCGGGUACACGGCGCACUUCCCUUUCAUCGACGACUCCGUGCUUCCCGUCCGCGACAAUCGCGUGCGCCUCUACAAGUACGUCUUUCCCUCGUUUAUGGAGAAAGGAACGAUGGCUUUCAUAGGAGCCGUGCAACCAGAAGGCAGCCUGUUCCCUAUUUCAGAAAUGCAAAGCAGGUGGGCGGCGGGAGUGUUCGCGGGACGCUACGAGCUUCCGGCCGUCCAGGUCAUGGAAGAAGACGUGGACCAGCGGGAACUUCGCGUGCGCGAGCGUUACAUUCCCGGUAGCCGGCACGCCCGGCAAGUGGACUGGAUAGAGUACAUGGACGAGAUGGCCGAACUUGUAGGUUGCAAGCCACGGCUGGGUCGACUGCUUCUUACCGACCCAGUUUUGGCGUGGGCCUGCGUGUUCGGACCAUGCCUGCCCUACCAAUACCGGCUACACGGUCCCGGACCGUGGCCCCGCGCGAGGCAGCAAAUACUGGACUUUUGGGAGAACUACAGGCUGGGUCUCGAGACGAGAAAGUUGCCGUGGUUGAAGCCGAAGCCGUGGGGCGCAUUGGAGACAAAGGCGACGGUGGUUGACCUAAAGGUUGCCGUCAUGGCAUUGUCUUUCCUGGCAGCCGGACUCAGAGUGAAGGCACUACGUUUGCUCUUGCUUAGAUGCCUGGCACUUUUUAUGCAACUUGCUUGGACACUAAGCGAAGCUGUGCAGACACGAAAGGUCCAUAUACUGAAGCCCGAUGUGAAAAGUUAUUUCAAUGUUUUGUCACGUAUGACGAUGUGAUGGAGAGACUUGUAGAUUGCGAGAUUUGGCAUAUGCAUUGAUUGAGGAGCUGUGUAAAAGAAGAGAAGGAAGAAGUCAAGCCAGGACGGUCGAUGACUGCAUCAGCGGGAGGAAGAGAAGCUUCGAUCACAUGGCAUCACCAUUAGUUAAUGAAUUUUUUCGUUAGUACACGGACACCAAAGAACUCAAAUGGGCCGGUGCCAUGGCCGUCGUCCAAUGCUUAAGAGCGCUUUUACUAAUGUCCAAUUAAUUGUUCUUGUAGCGAUUAAAACUCAUUCAUCUCGAUUGUUUCGCUUUCCCCGAGU
This is a messenger RNA of Rhipicephalus sanguineus (brown dog tick), 2935 nucleotides long. RefSeq names its product flavin-containing monooxygenase 5. The transcript has 3 exons. The record is from RefSeq and is a predicted model, not a curated record. Gene Ontology annotation, molecular function: N,N-dimethylaniline monooxygenase activity; NADP binding; flavin adenine dinucleotide binding. Lineage: Eukaryota; Metazoa; Arthropoda; Arachnida; Ixodida; Ixodidae. The coding region runs from base 858 to 2630 and encodes 590 amino acids.